UUCACGGACGACGACGUAGAAUAGCGCGUAUCGGAAUGAAGUGAAAAACUUGUAACGUUUCAGCGGAUGAAAAACGAAAGAAAAACAUGAAUGUUUAACGAAAGUGAAAAGUGUAAGGAAUAUCUAUAAAGAGUGGCAAAAUGCUAUAAAAAUUAGAGAGAAAAAAAAUUAAAACAAAAUGAAAUGCUCCUAGAAUUGAAAAUUCAUGGAAAAAUCCUUAAAAAAUGUCAAAACAAAUAAAUAACAGUAAUAAGAUUAAAUAAAAAUUUAGGCCUUCGGAAAGGACCCCCAAAAAAAGAAAAAAAAAAAGAAUGUGUGUGUGUGCGUGUUAGUGUCCUGUGUUUUUUGGGUAUCAUUGCGAUUUGUACCUUGUAUAAGUUCAUGUUAAUGUUUACAUACUGAACUGCCAGCCCGCCAGUCAGUCGCGUGUACCUUGAAUAAGUGUUUGUGUAGCUCAUAAGGUAUGCCGCUGCAGGCAAUGCUGCUGCCACUUGCUGUCCAUGGAUAUAGCCUUCAUUAGAUAAAGCUUCGCUGAAUAUCCAAGGUCAGCCAACCAAGCAACCCCCAUUCCCGUAGGAAAGAAAUGUAUAAAAUGACAAAUACCCUUUUUCCCAAAAACGAAACAUAUUGAAUUACAAAACAUUUUGUGAUGGCAAAUAUUUUCAUAACAAGGGAAAAAUUCAUCAUUGGAAUAUAUUUUUGUGAAAAAUGUCAAAUAUUUAUUCAUAUCUAAAAAAUGUAAUCAAAUCCUGAGAAGGCCAAACAACGCUCACCUAGCUCGGUUGGUAAUCUCCGAACAGGAAAAAAGGAAUCAAAAAGACGAAUGAAAUUCCUGGAAAAUCAAUAUUGAAAAUAGUGAAAUGUCUCAGUUUGAUGAUAAACCUCAAAGACGAAUAUCCAUCACUGUCCACCAAAUAUCCAAUAAAUUCCAACAAACGUCACAGCCACAGUCCCUAGUGUUGUCACAAGCAGCAGCCGCAACCGCAUUGCCAGCACCAUCACCACCACCACAAUAUGACCACAAAACGAGCCACAACCUAUGGCCAUCAUACCCAACAUCAACAGAGACGUCCACCUGACGUCGAAGAGGCCCUGUCAUCCAUGUUGUGGACACCGUAUGAACGAGCCUCCGUCACGGACACCUCCUCGGACGAUGAAGAUGAACUAUUGAAUCGCCAUCAACAGCUGAGGAAAUCCAAAAGUCAAUAUGAUUAUACCAGCAUACCCACGAUACCACCGUCGCCGACACCCACGCCAACACCAUUGAUGCUGCCAGCCGCAAAUAUUGUGGCCUACAUACCGACACCAACACAUCAUCAAGUUGUAACACUGCCGCCGGGCGUGGCAACAAGUACCUACUACGCGGCCACAGCCGAAGAUAUAUGUGAUGCAUCUGUAACUACACCGUUAGUGCCUUUGUCCGGUCUUAUUCUGGAUGCCGGUAACGGUCAUUUAACUACCAUGGCCGCAGCGGCCGAUGAGAUACUGGCCAGUUCCAAUUCCACCGUUAUUGCGGUGGCCGUCAAUGAUGCACACACCACUUGUUAUCCCCCUGCUCCUCUGGCCACUGCUAAUGAGUCAACAUUAGCCAAUGAUGACGGCGAUAUGAGUUCCUCAUUUACAGCAUCGUUAGAAAAUCAUAAAAAUCGCUUCUCCUUCACUUCCUAUGGUCGCAUAACGGGCCUAAACAAAUGGUGGCCCUCGUCGCACUCAUCAAAUAGUAAUGGAAUAGCUACAGCUACCUUACCACCACCAAUCUCAUCAUCUCCAGCCCAAAUAGCGGAAGCCAGCGUGUUGGGCUCAUCUGCUCUAGGCUCAUCAACAGCCACAACUGCCUUGACUGCCGCCAACACACCGGCUGAGCCCAAGGAACCACCCUCCUAUGAUUCGCUCUACUCGAAAGCCCAGCAACGUCAACAACGACGACUUCAUCGUCACGCCACUACAACAUCGCAUCAUGGUAAACAUUUGAAUAUUUUCAAGCCGGUACUGGAGACAUUAAAAGCAAAUGUGUCAACAAUUACCCAGGGUCGUUUUGCCAACAUAUCAUCCUCGUCGCCAUCGUCGUUGUUGUCGCGCCAGGAUAAUAGUACUCGCGGACGAAAUCCUAAUACAACUUACAAUCCUAACAGCAAUCAUAAUAUCCGCAGCAACAGCAGCCGCAGCCAGAGCAAUAUCAACAGCCAUAGCAAUAAUCCUUGUAGCAGCGAAACUGGUAACCCUGGUUUGGAUGUUAGUAGCCGUAGUCCUGACAGCACUGAGACACAUUUGGUUCAUUCAUUUACAGAUGAUUUUCUAGCCGAGCAAUCCCCCAAUACCAGACAUCAGCAACAUGUUGCUGCCAAAAAUGUUGAUAAUGCACGUAUCGUGAAUGCGUUGAACAAUAACAACAACAACCCCAUUAAUAAUAACAACAACAUUGUCAGCUGUUCCAUAACCCCAAUUGACGAGAGCACAGAACCUGCAGUACAAGAAAAACUACAAACACAACAACAAUGUAAUACCGGAGCUGACGCCACAUCAAUGAUUCAUCGCCCAAAUCAGCUGCUUACUGGAAACGACCACGACGUACACGAUCAAAACACCACCACGACAACUACGAAAAGCAUAUCACAACAAACGGACGAUGAACAACUGGAAGAACAGGAAACCGAAAAUAAACAAAACAAUAAUUUUAUUUUCAAUUCAAAACACCAACAACAGCUGCAGCAACGACCCCACCAACAACAACAACACGACGACUAUCAAACACUUUGCUGCAACGACGACGAAACGAUUUAUGAACAAAGCAUAGAGUGUGAUAAAAUGAACCCCAUCGAAAUGAAUGCGUACCGAGAGCCGAGAGAGUUCAUGUACUCCGUUUAUUGUCACACCAGCCACCAUCCGCCGUCGUUGUGGAGAGCAAUGCCACCGUACGAGACCUCAGCCACAGCAGCGAUCAGUUUGACGCGUUCAUUCGAGCUAAACACAACGGCGUACGGACGGAAUAUAACAGCGUCGUCGUCAUCCGCAGUUCAUCAUAAAACUAGUUUCGAAAGAUCGCCAUCCAAAGCGAAGAGUAGUGAUACAACAACUUCAGCCACUACAACGUAUAAUUUAACACCCAAUAAAUGUUUGGCAGAAUUGGAACGUUUAUAUGCGGAAUUUCGGGCCAGUGAAAGUUUAAGAGAAAAACGCUUGCGCGAAUUGGAGGCCAAAAACGAGAACGGGGGCGUCGACGACAGUGGUGACACGAGCUCACAACGGGCCAAGACGGGACAACGGUUGUCGGGCGUUGAGACAAGCGAAAGUAACGCAAAUAUGCGUCUAAAUGUGCCCGCCUCCACGAACUCCACAUUCAGCGGCAAUGUGGAGGAGGCGGCGGCGGUGACCAAACCAAGUGAUACCACCAAAAUAAAUCCAAGUACCAGCAGUGUAUUCCUAACAACAACAAAUAGUGUUACGGCUUUAACGAAUCCGUGUCAGCGCACACCGAGUCUAACUAUACAAGUGAAUCAGAAUACAAAUACAAGUUCAAAUCAUUUAUCCAAUAAGAAUACAACUAAUACCAAUACCAUUAAUAAUAAUAACCACAACAACAACAACAAUAGUAAUGCUAGUGUAGGUGAAAUUAUCCUAAAUCAGGCCAUAGUGAAUGCAACAACGGCCACCACCAAGAAUGGUGUUAGUGUGAUAAAUUGUAAUUAUGUAAAUAAUGCCAAUAAUAAUAAUAACAACAACAACAACAACAAAAGUAUUACUAAUCUAUGCGAUAUUGCAACAAAUACAAAUCUCAACCUAACGCAAGGGAAUUUAAGAAAUACCCCAACGCCACCUACCAGCCGCAAUGGUAGUGGUGGUGGUGGCAGUAGUAGUGGUAGUGAUAGUAGUAGUCCCCGGAAAAAUAAUUCAAAUAUAAGUGAUACAACAACAACAACAGCUGCAACAAAAGCUAGUGUUAAUAAUUCUCAAAAUAGUUCAGUGCCUAAUUUGUUGAAAAAUAAUGAAAAUAAUAAUUGUAAUUCGCUUUCGAAUCAACCCGAUCAAGCCCAUGCGGGCAGUGUUAAUGUCAUUCAAGUCAAUGGUAAUAUAACAGCACCCAUUUCGCGCACCUUCACCUCCACGGAAUGUCAAACGGAUGAUGUUGCUGCCGUGCAACUGAGAUCGCCCCGCACCCAAUGCAAUGCCACGCAAUCGGGCACGCCAUCCAACACCAAUGGCCGUGAUCGUGAUCAGCGACGUCGUGAAAGACGUGAGCGACGUCAUUUGCAUCAUACCGCCUCAAUGAUGGUGGCACCCACCCACUCGCAUCAUCCUGGGCGUCAUCAUGGCCAUUUGGAUCGCCAUUCAAUGCCUGCCCCACCAUUACCUCCCAUCUUACAUCCGCCACAUAUGCAUCCUGGCUUAAGCCAGCAUCCCCACAAUGUUGCCAUGAUGAGACCAAUGUUACCGGAUAUUCUCCACAAUCAUUUUCCGCCACCAUAUAGUGCUCUGCCUUCCCAACCGGGGGCAACACAUCCCGGCGCCAUGGCUGGAGUUAGUGCCGCCAGUAUGCCAAAUCAUCCAAAUGGACCGACUUUAGCGCAAUUUGCUCACGGCUGUCCAGCACCACCGCCACCACCCGGUGUUACCAUUUUGGGUCCUCCUCCACCGCCACCACCAGCGGGUACAACAAUGCUGACAUCGGUAAUAUCAACGGUGCCCAUACCCGGAGCCACACCAAUUGUAAACGAUGGUCGUUUUUCACUACCGUUGCCGAUAAUAAGAAGAUCACCCUCGGAACGUUCGGGCAAAGGUUGCUGCGGUCAAUGGUUUGCUGGUCCUCCGCUACGUGCCUUAAUAGCUGUUGUCGCCUUGGGCGGUGUGGCUUGUGCUUUGGGUGGUGCUGCAUUGGGCGCCACCGGUUUGGCCGGACCUCCCAGUUCACACUUUACAGCGGCCCUGCUAAUGAUUGGUGUUGGUGUCGUCCUGGUGACAGUCAGUGGUGCUGCAUGGCGUAUGACGGCUCCGGGUGGACCGCCCUGUCUGGGCUUGGGUUCCAGUGUCGAUUUGGGCAGAUGUGGCAGACGACCGUGUAGUAGAGGUGGUGGUGCACCACAGGGUCUACUCUAUCCAGAAUUUCAACAUAGGCCACCGCCUCCCUCGUAUCAAGCCAGUAUGCAGGAAUAUCGUUUAAGACUACUACUUUUGGAUCGAGAUCGCCAAAAUGGCGUAGUUCGUGGCAGUUCACCGCCUCCCACUUAUCGUUCGCAUGCCGGAAGUUUGCUAAGAGCCCCCCUGACCUCCACAAUACGCGGAGCUGGUGGCAUUGGCGCCACAGGACGUGCCGAAAGCAGCAUUGGCGGCUCUGAAUACAGUUUCCCACCCAGUUAUCGUUCACGUAAUACCACACCUGGUACUAUCAGCAGUGAGCGUAGCAUUGAAACUGAACCCUCCGGACGGUUAUUAGCUAAUGAAGAUAUUCCCGAGCCAUUGAGUGUCGAACAACUUUCAGAAUACAACACGCUACAGCAGAGAACAAUACAGGCCAGAUUGGGUACAUCUUUGGCCAACAAUACAACGACAACAACAUCAGCAACUGUGAAUUCGACGACUAUGGUUAAUGGAGGCGGUGUUGGUUCAAACACAAAGAGUCAGUCAGAGGAAAAGCGUAAUUCAAUACAAUUGGAGCAAAAUUGUAUUAUUACCAAACGAGAAUCCUCCUCGGGUGGUGAUAAGAAGGAUGAUUUGGUUACCAUUGUUACCAUAACACCACAAAAUGAAAUUGACUCGAGCCAAAAUAUGGUGGAGAGUCAGAAUUCAACAAAUUUGGAGGUGACACAGAGUGGCUCAAGAGAACAAAUUGAAAUUUUGGCACAUCUAUGAGAGCUAAAAACAAACAAAAAAAUUAAUUAAAAAUAUAUUGAAAAACUAAAACUACAUAUGUAUAUCUCCAGUGAUUGCUGAAUAUGAAACUAGGCUUUAAAACGGGAAAGUAUUCCCCUAACUUUUCGAAUACCACAAGUAAACACAAUAGAUCCUGAUCCUGAGUCAAAAUAUGAUAUGAGCCAAAAUAAAAAUAAAUAAACCUAUUAAAUACACAUUUUUGGAUUUGGCUGAAAAGAUGUCAGUUCCAAAAUGAUGUUGCAUUUUCCAAUGCAGGGCUGGAAAUGUUUUAUUACUUCAUGAAAUUGGCCAAACUCUAAAUUCAGGCUUCUCAGUCCUACAAUCAACUGCAAACAGUUUGUUGUAUAAAAAUCAUUAAAUAACUACAAAAAGAGAACAAUUUUCUGUUAUAACUUAAAUAUUAAACUCAACAACAACAGCAACCAACUACAAACAAUAUUCUCAUUAUUAAUCCAAAGGUAUUUAUUUUUAUAUAACCACAAAAGUAUAAAACGAAAACAAAACAAAAACAAUAUAAUAAAGUAAUUGUUAAUAUAAUAUUUGUUAAAUAAACUUUAAUUUUUUUCUUGUUGUAUAUAAAUCCAGUUUUUAAUUUAUGUAAAUAAAUAUUUUCUCAUUGUGAAAGUAACAAUAUACCAUGAAAAUUCAUAUAAAUAAUAUCAACUAUAUUAUUAACUAUUAGUAAUAAUAAAUAUUAUAUUAAUAAAUGUUUUUAUGUAAUUUAUAAGUCAAGUAAAGGUACCCAUGCUCCACAUAUAAGCGAGUAAUAUAAAUAUGUAUAUGUAAACUAUGAAGGCAAAAACAAACAAAAACAAAAACACUUGUAAAACAAAAAUAAAAUUAAAAAAAAAAACAAACAAACAACUUCAUUACAGAAAAACAAAUAAAUGUAUGAAAAAAUUGUUAGAAAAAAAUCGAAU
Musca domestica (house fly) is the source of this 6785-nucleotide messenger RNA. Its product is annotated as platelet binding protein GspB. The coding region runs from base 1015 to 5844 and encodes 1609 amino acids. The transcript has 7 exons. The record is from RefSeq and is a predicted model, not a curated record. Lineage: Eukaryota; Metazoa; Arthropoda; Insecta; Diptera; Muscidae.